Schistosoma curassoni is the source of this 208-nucleotide messenger RNA. NCBI's taxonomy places the organism in Eukaryota, Metazoa, Platyhelminthes, Trematoda, Strigeidida, Schistosomatidae. The record is from the annotation of a GenBank genome assembly.
CGGCAGGAAAAUUAUCCCAUUCUGUGACAAUGUCAAUGAAGCAAGAUGUCGGGAUGCAUUCUCAUAUGGAACGUGCAGUAUUUUAAGAUAUCAAAAUCCAGUUCCCAUAGAAGAUCGUUUCUUUCUAAAAGCCCCAUUUGAUACUCAAUAUGGUCCUGAAUAUUUCGGUGGGGAAGAUCCAUUUAAAGAUUAUUGUCCAACAAUGGUU